Messenger RNA from Saccharomyces eubayanus, 3768 nucleotides. RefSeq names its product putative ubiquitin-specific protease UBP12 (gene UBP12). Gene Ontology annotation, biological process: protein deubiquitination. Gene Ontology annotation, molecular function: cysteine-type deubiquitinase activity. Lineage: Eukaryota; Fungi; Ascomycota; Saccharomycetes; Saccharomycetales; Saccharomycetaceae. Bases 1 to 3768 code for a protein of 1255 amino acids. The record is from RefSeq and is a predicted model, not a curated record. The transcript has a single exon.
AUGGACUCUUCGAAUGCUUCAAGUUCUGAGACUUCUUUGGUUUAUAAUGAAAACCAACAAUCUCCAGGUGGCACGACACCAUGUGAUCGGUUGGGAGUGGAUUUGAUGAAUGUUUUAGAGAAUAAUGAUGAAGUAAAGCAAGAAGCGGCUCCAGUAACAAACCGUGAAAUUGGGGACACGGAAUCAGAUGCUUCUACAGGUUCUUCGUUUGCUAGUGCUAAUGAAUUGCUUCGUGAAACUAAUACCAAAAAUGAAACUAGUGUCGAUGCUAAUGGCGGCCUUACGUUAACACAGCAAAGAGAAAUGGUCGCUCGACUGACAAGAGUACAGAGGGAAGCGCAAAAAGAAGGUGAUAAAGUCUGCAUUGUUCCAAAGGCAUGGUAUGAUAAAUUUUUAGACCCCGAUGUCACUGAUUCUCAAGAUAUUGGUCCUAUUAAUACACGGGUGAUUUGCAGAGAUUUUGAAAAUUUCGUGCUUGAGGAUUACAACAGAUGUCCAUACCUAUCUGUCAGUGAGUCUGUUUUCGAAUUCUUGGCAGAAAUUUAUGGACUGACUAGUGGCUCUUAUCCAGUUAUUACUAAUUUAGUUAUGAACCAAACUACGGGGGAAUUAGAGACGGAGUACAAUAAAUGGUUCUUCAGGUUGCAUCACUUGACAGAGAAGCAAGAGAUACGUAAAAGAGGGUAUAAUCAGGAUGAUUCAGUCUUGUACUUGUCAAUGUCUGCGUUGGAUUUGGUACGCGACUUAGUUGAGAAGAGUAUGAAUUUAUUUUUCGAGAAAGCGGAUCAUUUAGACAUAAAUGCUGUAGACUUUAAAAUUUGGUAUGUCUCACAGGGAUCAGACGUUUCCGCGGAUACGAACACCAGUAAUGUUUUGAAUGCAUCAUACGAAAUAACUCCAUUGCAGUUUUUAGAGCUACCAAUCAAAAAACUACUCAUUCCAGAUAUGUUUGAAAAUCGCUUGGACGUGAUAACUUCAAACCCAAGUGAUCUAGUUAUAGAAAUUAAACCUAUAGAGGGCAAUUACCAUUGGGUUUCGAAUCACUUUGUUUAUAAUAAACUCGAGCCAGCUUCAGGAACGACCGGUCUGGUCAAUCUAGGAAACACGUGUUAUAUGAAUUCGGCAUUGCAAUGCCUUGUGCACCUUCCCCAGUUGCGGGAUUACUUUCUUUAUAAUGGAUACGAAAAAGAAAUAAAUGAAGAAAAUCCUCUCGGUUAUCAUGGUUAUGUAGCUAGAGCAUUUAGUGAUUUGAUUCAAAAGUUGUUCCAAAACAAACUGAGCAUAAUGCAAAGAAAUGGAGCGUUUCCUCCAACGAUGUUUAAAUCUACUAUUGGACAUUUCAAUUCCAUGUUCUCCGGUUAUAUGCAACAAGAUUCACAAGAAUUUUUAGCCUUCCUAUUAGACAGUUUACAUGAAGACUUGAAUAGGAUUAUAAAGAAGGCGUACAUAGAGAAGCCAUCAUUAUCUCCUGGUGAUGAUGUGAACGAUUGGAAUGUGAUUAAAAAGUUGGCAGAUGAUACCUGGGAGCUGCAUUUAAAGAGAAAUCACUCAGUUAUAACAGACUUAUUUGUCGGUAUGUAUAAAUCUACAUUAUACUGUCCUGAGUGUAAAGAUGUUUCCACAACUUUUGAUCCCUAUAAUGAUGUUACGCUCCCGCUUCCAGUAGAUACGGUAUGGAAUAAAGCUGUCAAGAUUUUUCCUAUGAACUCUCCGCCACUUCUUCUUGAAGUCGAGUUAAGUAAAUCUUCCACUUACUUGGAUUUGAAAAAUUAUGUGGGUAGAAUAUUAGGGUUAGAUCCAAAUACGCUAUUCGGUUGUGAAAUCUUCAGUAAUCAGAUAUAUGUCAACUACGAAUCAAUAGAAUCCAAUGCUAAGUUUUUAACCUUACAAGAGUUGAUCAAACCUGCUGAUGAUGUAAUUUUUUAUGAAUUACCGAUGAUUAAUGAUAAUGAGAUUAUUGUUCCCGUGGUAAAUACCAGAAUUGAGAAAGGGUACAGGAAUGCGAUGUUAUUUGGAGUUCCCUUCUUCAUUACGCUUACAAAAGAACAAAGGAAUAAUCCGGCGGCAAUAAGAAUGAAACUCCAGAAAAGAUUUAUUCAUUUGAGUGGUGGAUUUAUUUCCUUUGCAACCCCCGUUGAGGAUCAGGCCGACUUAGUGCAUAGUUUUCCUUUAUUGGCAGAAAAAUAUCCAGAUAUUGAACUUCGGGAUUAUGAAGAUAUACUGCAAUAUGUAUCAAAUAUGGCAGUCGAUAAGGAUAAAUCUUUUUUCUCAGUCAAGAUUCUACCUGUAGAAAAAGAGCAACAAUUUGUUAGCAACAACCAAACAGGACCAAGCUUUUGGACCCCGUUCUCUCAGUUGAAUUACAACAGAGCCACAGAUAUAAAGGAUAGCCUAACAGAUGUGGUUAGGGAUAUAUACAGUUAUCCAGCCCUAGUAAAAUCUGCUCAAGGAACCCCUAUGCAGGUGGACGAUGAAGGCGAGGCCGGACUUGAUGAGGAACACGAUUCCUCAAAACCCUUACAGGCUGAAGACAAACUAGAGGAUAGAAAGAUAGAAACAAUCAGUGGGAUUAGAAGUGAUGUUAAUGAUCAAGACGAAGAUAUGGAGUCAAUAGACGAUGUUGACGAAGAUGGGAGUACACAGCCACUACCAACAGAUAGUUGUAGAAAGGAAGUUUUGGAUAAAAGCGAGAAUAGCUUACACUCUAUUUCGCACGAAAUUAUUUCUGCAGAUGAUAUUAUUGUUUGUGAAUGGGAAGAAUCGGCUUCAAACGAGGCCUUCUCUGACGAUAAGAUUUAUAACUGGGAGAAUCCAAGUAUUUUGCCUAAUACAGAGCUGGAAAAGGUCAAAUUGGAAAGACGCAAUGCUAAAGAAAGAACUAUAACAUUAGACGACUGCCUCCAACUUUUCUCUAAACCUGAAAUUCUAGGCUUAAACGACUCAUGGUACUGUCCUACAUGUAAGGAGCACCGUCAAGCUACGAAACAAAUACAACUUUGGAACACGCCAGAUAUUUUACUAAUACAUCUGAAAAGGUUUCAAAGUCAAAGAUCUUUUAGUGAUAAAAUUGAUGAUACCGUGAAUUUUCCCAUUACAAAUUUGGAUCUGUCAGAACACGUUGUUUAUAAAGAUGAUCCUAGGGGCUCCAUCUAUGAUUUGUACGCGGUAGAUAAUCACUACGGUGGUUUAGGUGGCGGGCAUUACACUGCAUACGUAAAGAAUUUCAUGGACAACAAAUGGUAUUACUUUGAUGAUUCACGAGUAACUGAAACGGUACCUGAAAACAGUAUUGCCGGAUCAGCAUAUUUAUUAUUUUACAUUCGCCGUACUAAAGAUGGGAAUGAAUUGGGCGGCUCUAAACUACAAGAGAUAAUCAGGGAGUCACGCCAGGAAUACGAUUUACGUAUUAAGAGUAUAUAUGAUGAGCAAAUGAAACUAUAUGAAACGAAUAAGACGGACGAUGAGGAGGAUAUGUCUGAUGAUAUAGUGGAAAGUAAUGAGGAUGUUCAAACCCCUGAAUACAGCAAUCGCAGUUUAGAGGUUGGACACAUUGAAACGCGGGAUUGUGGUGAUGAAGACGACAACGAUGAUGGCGAAAGGACAAACUCGGGGAGAAGAAAACUGAGGCUCUUGAAAAAAGUUUACAAGAAUUUGGACUCAGGUUCAUCGAGUACGUCUGAAGUAUCUGAAGGAGGUCUAGAAAAUGAGAGCACUGGACUUGAAGACUUGGGUUAUAAGAACGACGUAACUCUCGAAUCUCCAGAAUGA